Gallus gallus (chicken) is the source of this 1717-nucleotide messenger RNA. RefSeq lists its product as uncharacterized. The transcript is spliced from 4 exons. The coding region runs from base 1 to 816 and encodes 271 amino acids. NCBI's taxonomy places the organism in Eukaryota, Metazoa, Chordata, Aves, Galliformes, Phasianidae. The record is from RefSeq and is a predicted model, not a curated record.
AUGAAGAGAAUACCAAGAGAGCCCUACGCCUAUUUUAAAGCCCCACAAGUGACUGCUGGCGGCGGGGAGCAGCAGACGGUUCCCCCACGGCACUCGGCCUGCCCGGGGAGCGCCUCGCCGCGCGGCCCCCCGCUCCGCCCCAGCCGGCGGCGCUCGGCGCCCAAAGGCUGCUCCAAGCCAGCACGGCCCCUCCGCGGGCGCCCAGCAGCUCUAAGCCCCACCGAAGGGCCCGAGGCCGCGGCCCUGGGCCCUCCCCGCCGCGCCCAGGCCGGCGGCACCCCACACCCGCGGCGCGGCCCGGCCCGGACUCAGGGCUCCGCGCACGAGGAGCUCGCCGACGCGCACCAGGCCACACGGCCCCGCCGGGCUCCGACCCCGCGCCGCCCGAGAAGCGCCCGGAGCCCCCGCGAGGAGGGGGAAGGCGCCAGGCCCACGCCGCCGCGGAAGGGCCCCGAGCGAGGCGUCGGCCCCCCGGAACUCUGCCGGAAGAAGGCCGCGGCGCCGCUGUACCCGACGUACCUCGGCAAGAGCGUCACCCCGCCACAGGCCCCGGGCUGCCUACGCUCAGGCGGGAAAGCCACCGCUCGCCACCAUCACCUACGCUCCAAGAUGGCGGACAUAUCAGCGCCUGCGAGCCCUCCUCUCCCUCCGCCCCGCCUGCCAAUCAUACCGCCCCGGCACCGCCCCGCGCCUUUCCUAUUGGGCGGUGUGCGCGACUCGGUCUCUCAUUGGCAGUCUCCUCGCCGUCAGUCACCCGGUGGGAACGCUUCUGUGGGCUUAAGCGGGAAUGGGGGCGGGCCGUCGAUUUCCUGCUAGCCAGUCGGAGCACGAGAAGGGUGCAUCUCUCUUCCCACCUUCCCGACUUAGCAACAGGGGAACGUCACCGUGACAGGCGUUCCCGUUGCCCAAUCGGAAGAGCGGAGGCGUCUUAAAAAAUAAUAAACUCUCGCGGUCCAAUCCGGAGCCGAGGCGCUCGGAGCCGGCAGGCGGCCGCGGAGGGAGGGGCCUCUGAUGGCGCUCUCCCUUCGGCCUCGCCCCCCGCUCCUCGGCAUUGGCCGCUGCGCGCAGCCACGCCUCCGGGGCGCCGCACGGGCGCCAAACUGCCUGACAACAACUGCGGGGCUGAGAGAGAGAGAGAGAAAAAAAAACUUUGAAGAAUGUUAAUGAUUUAGCCCAACAGCUCAUUAGCACCGUGAAAGCAGCUUUAAGAAGAGGGGAGAAGCAUUUCUGAACAACGACUUCAUGGUUUUGCUGCUGAGGGGGAACGUGGAUGCUUGGCUGUACCAAACCCACCAGUUAAUCCAGUUAGUUGAAACAAAAUGUUCAAGUUCAGUCUUCUAAUCUCAUUUCCAACGCUGAUCCUAUUAGCAUUUCUAAGGAAAAGCUGCUGGGGACUGAGAUGGGACCUCCACACCACCCCCUGUGGAAAGGGCAGGUUUGGGAUCACGGAAGGCAACAGAGGAGCCAGCGUGCACUGUGUUGAACCCAAAAACACCUGCAAACCAACCUGCUGUUUUGGUGCUGGCCAACGGACUCCGUUUUGCCCCUCCACAUCAAUCUCCAGAAAACACGUACAACUUUACUGUUGAGAUUUCAAUCCUUUUUCAUUUAGUUGAACGUCGUCAACGUGCUUACAGAUCAACCUUGAAGGACAUACGGGCAUCCACACGGGCAUGGUCUGACCAAAACUGCCCAUAAAUAAAAUCUGCCAAGACGU